Messenger RNA from Cokeromyces recurvatus, 1307 nucleotides. RefSeq names its product magnesium transporter NIPA-domain-containing protein. NCBI's taxonomy places the organism in Eukaryota, Fungi, Mucoromycota, Mucoromycetes, Mucorales, Mucoraceae. Bases 219 to 1244 code for a protein of 341 amino acids. The record is from RefSeq and is a predicted model, not a curated record. Gene Ontology annotation, cellular component: membrane. The transcript is spliced from 6 exons. Gene Ontology annotation, biological process: magnesium ion transport. Gene Ontology annotation, molecular function: magnesium ion transmembrane transporter activity.
AUUCAACAACAACAACAACAACAAUUGAGAUUCCAUUUGGGAUAGAAACAGAAGAUAGUAGUCAUGGUGCUUUAUAUAAGAUAAUAGGUGUUACUUUAGCUAUUGCAAGUGGUAUAUUUAUUGGCAGUAGUUUUGUAUUUAAAAAGAAAGGAUUAAUACAGUCAACUGAAAAGUCAGGUGGUAUAGCUGGUGAAGGCUAUGAAUAUCUAAAAUCACCCAUGUGGUGGACUGGAAUGAUACUAAUGGUUGUCGGUGAAGCAUGUAAUUUUGUUGCAUAUGCUUUUACUCAAGCUAUUUUAGUAACUCCCUUAGGAGCAACUAGUGUUGUGCUAAGCGCUAUAUUAUCAUCUAUUUUUCUAAAGGAAAGACUCACAUUUCAGGGUAAAGUGGGCUGUCUUCAAUGUGUAUUAGGUGCUGUAAUUAUCGUUAUGCAUGCUCCAGAACAAGGUGCAGCAGAUAACUCAAUUGAAACUUUCAAGACAUUAAUGUUGUCGGCCGGUUUUAUCAUAUAUGCUUGUAUCGCAGUUGGAUUAUCUUUAUUUUUAGUAUUUUAUUGUGGACCUAAAUGGGGGAAAACGAAUAUGUUAAUUUAUAUUACAGUUUGUUCACUUAUUGGAUCUUUAUCAGUUGUAUUCACUCAAGGAAUUGGUGGUGCUAUUGUACGCUCAUUUACAGUGGAAAAUCAAUUCACAAAUUGGUUCUUUUAUCUUGUACUCAUCUUAACUCUUGUUACAUUGGCAAUUGAAAUCAUUUAUUUAAACAAGGCACUUAAUAUCUUUAAUACAGCUCUUGUCACUCCUACCUAUUAUGUUAUAUUCACAACAUUAACAAUCGUAAGCUCUAUCGUAUUUUAUAGAGGAUUUGAUGCUUCACCUGUCAAUGUCGUUACUUGUGUCUUUGGAUUCUUUAUUAUAUGUUCUGGUGUAGCUUUACUUCAGCAUUCACGUAGUGAGAAAGAAGAGAGGAUACAUAAUGAUGAUGAUGAAUCUUCGGUUGUAGGAGGAGGUCCACAAGAUAGAUUAUUAACAGCUAUCUUUGAUAAUGAAAAAUAUUUAACAUCAGAAGAAGAAAUCAUAGAUGAUACAACUGCUACUUCAAGUAAUACUAAUAAGAAACAACAUAAUCUAUGGCGUAGAUCAAGAGGUUCCUUAGAUGAUUAUCAUCCACGAGACACUAGUUUUAGUGACACUAUUAGUUUAAAUACCAUUAAACAUGAGAAGUUACCAUAUCAACAAAGCAUGUGAAAUAAUAGUACAAUUUCAGUUAUAUUUUACAAAUUUAUGUAGAACAGAAAAACAAAAAAAAAA